CGCGCCUUCCUUCCUCCCUCCCGGCUUCCGUCCCUCCCUCUGCCUGGCCCCUCGCGACGGUGGCAGCAGAUGAGGGAGCCGGCGGGAGGCCUCCCGGUGCCCCUGCCUCGCCGCCGCCGCCUCCUCCUCCGGGGCGGCAAGAUGGGAGCGGAAUGAGCCCCGAGCCGGAGCCGCCGCCGCCUCCUCCUCCUCCUCCGGCCCGGGAAGCGGAGGUGGUGGCCUUGACUGUGGCGGCCGUGGUGGACGGAGAAGCGGCGGCGGCGGCAGGAGCCGGCGGAGGGAAGCAGUGGGGGAGCCGAAUCAUGCUGGUGAGGAGAGUCGGCCUCAAGCCGGGCGGAGGCGCCGCCGCGCAAGGUAUUGGUCGACCAAGUGUGUACCAUGCAGUUAUUGUCAUCUUCCUGGAAUUCUUUGCUUGGGGACUGCUUACGACUCCCAUGCUCACAGUCUUACGUGAAACAUUUCCUCAACAUACAUUUUUAAUGAAUGGCCUCAUUCAAGGAGUUAAGGGGUUUUUAUCCUUCCUGAGUGCUCCACUGAUCGGUGCUUUGUCUGAUGUCUGGGGAAGAAAGUCUUUCCUCCUUGUUACAGUUUUCUUCACUUGUGUCCCAAUUCCGUUAAUGAAGAUAAGUCCAUGGUGGUAUUUUGCUAUGAUUUCGGUUUCUGGGAUUUUUGCUGUUACAUUCUCUGUGAUAUUUGCUUAUGUAGCUGACAUAACACAAGAGCAUGAAAGGAGCACUGCAUACGGACUGGUAUCUGCAACAUUCGCAGCCAGUUUGGUAACUAGUCCUGCCAUUGGAGCACACCUGUCUACUUUAUAUGGAGAUAACUUGGUUGUAUUAAUUGCUACAGUGGUGGCUGUUGUAGAUAUAUGUUUCAUUCUACUCGCUGUACCAGAAUCUCUACCUGAAAAAAUGAGGCCACCUUCAUGGGGAGCCCUUAUAUCAUGGGAACAAGCAGACCCAUUUGCAUCUUUGAGAAGAGUUGGAAAAGAUACUACAAUUUUGCUGACUUGCAUCACUGUCUUUCUUUCUUACCUGCCUGAGGCUGGCCAAUAUUCUAGCUUUUUCCUGUAUUUGAGACAAGUGAUAAAAUUCGAGUAUGCCAGCAUUGCAGCAUUCAUAGCUGUGAUAGGAAUUCUGUCUAUAGUUGCGCAGACUGUUUUUCUCAGUAUCCUAAUGAGGUCUAUAGGAAACAAAAAUACCGUGCUCCUUGGCCUUGGCUUUCAGAUGUUCCAGCUGGCUUGGUAUGGAUUUGGUUCCCAACCUUGGAUGAUGUGGGCAGCUGGGGCCGUAGCAUCCAUGUCAAGUAUUACGUUCCCGGCAAUCAGCGCUCUUGUGUCACGAAAUGCAGACUCAGACCAACAAGGUGUUGUCCAGGGGAUAAUAACUGGAAUCAGAGGUCUUUGCAAUGGUCUUGGUCCUGCUCUCUUUGGCUUCAUAUUCUUUCUGUUCCAUGUGGAGCUUACUGAGUUGGAGCCUGUCCCAGAUCCUGAUAAAAAAGCAAUGCAGGAUCCAAGCGAUGAGAGUUUGAUUAUUCCCGGCCCGCCAUUCCUGUUUGGAGCAUGUGCAGUCCUCCUAGCUUUUCUGGUUGCCUUAUUCAUCCCCGAGCACAGUAAAGCCAGCAGUACCAGAAAGCACACCAACAGCAUCAGCAGCAUACAGAGCAACAACCCCGACCGAGGCAGCGACGAGGACGUUGAGCCAUUGCUGCAGGACAGCAGCGUGUGAGAGCUAGAUUUUCCUAAUGUUCAUGUAGUCUGCAAGCAAGCAAAACCCAUGCACUGAGCUCUGAAUCCAGAGCAGGACUUAACUGGAGUGAGCUUUUGAUUUGUCAGAAGCUUUGCACAUUUCACUCACCUAAGGUACGCUGUGUUGGUGCCCAUAGAUGUCCCGUCGGGACGGAUUUAAACACUUUUUUUUCUUUUCCUUUUUUUAAAAAAAUAAGAAUUCAACGCAGUUAUUUUUCUGUAUCUGAUUUGGAAAUGCUAUCAAGCCCCGCACUGGGCAGAAUAUGGAAUACACACGGUAUCUUGGAAAAUCUUCGAACAAAAUGGAACUUACUGAGUACACAGAUUCACUGUGAGCAGACCACAGCCCCUGCCAAUUACUUCUACUUAUGGUUAAAGAUAACAAAAACCCUUCGCCAUUAUGUUCCUACAUUUCUAAUUAAUAGGCUGUCUGGUAAAUUGAAUAUUGUGUAACUACUUAGAAGUGUUGCAAGAGAAUUUCAGCCGUUGAAUAUAGAUUUGGGUUUUGGUUUCUUUUGGAAGUCUUCAACCCUCAUUCCCAAGGACUCUUAACCCGUAUGCCAGGAGCUCCUUUGGAAACCUUAAAAGGGCACAUGUACUUUCAUUGAUGGUUAAUAAUGCUCACUGAACUAGGUGGCACUACCAGUGUGGCCAGUUUUGACAUAGAGGCAAAUUAACUGGAUGCUGAGGCAAUACUUGUGUGUAUUUACUGCAUCAUCUAUCACUUUUUAUCUGCCGUAUGAAGCACUCCCUCUCCUGUUAAUUUCACUCCUGCCUUAACUGCUACUUAGUGUGCAUUUGUUACCAACUCUUAUUUAGCCUUCAUAUCAAACUUCGGAAGAAUUUAAUGGGUUAUAAUUAUGAAAUGCCUCUCCAAAAGAGGCCCUAAAGAUGGUUUAGUUUCUACAGAGUAUCAUGCUAUAAUUUUUAGAGACAUUUUAUUAAAUUGCACAGAUUUCUAUGUAUUUUGCGGCAGUGGAAAUGGACCAUUACACACACAAAAACUAACCAAGUACUCUUUAAGAAUGUUUUAUAUGUAUUGAAUAUAUGUAGAUAUUUGUAAGAAGUUUUACUUUUUCCAGAUAAGGUACUGUGUAAAUCUUGUAUUUAUAAAUGUAAUGAUGGUGAUGGAUAUACAGCUUUUAUAAAGGAUUGUGUAAUGACUGAACAAAAUAAAUAUAUAUAUAUAUAUAUUUUGAAACUUGUUCCGCCUUAAGCAAAGAUAACAAACCUUUUGUACUAUGCAGUUUGGUUUUUAAGUUAAAAAGCUUCCUAAUGCAUAAUAAAUUUGCAACCUAUGCUAUAUACAUACUA
Messenger RNA from Lacerta agilis (Sand lizard), 3061 nucleotides. RefSeq names its product hippocampus abundant transcript-like protein 1. Lineage: Eukaryota; Metazoa; Chordata; Lepidosauria; Squamata; Lacertidae. The transcript has 12 exons. Gene Ontology annotation, biological process: transmembrane transport. The record is from RefSeq and is a predicted model, not a curated record. The coding region runs from base 153 to 1727 and encodes 524 amino acids. Gene Ontology annotation, cellular component: membrane. Gene Ontology annotation, molecular function: transmembrane transporter activity.